CGCCCGGAACCCGGAAAAGAAGACGCGUCUGUCAUGGCGUCGCCCUCUGCUUUAUCACGAUGUGUGGUAUCUCCGACCGGGAAGCACACGGCCUCGCUGAUUUUCUUGCACGGAUCAGGUGACUCAGGGCAAGGAAUAAAGUCAUGGAUCAGGGAAAUCUUAAAGCAAGAUCUUGCGUUUGAACACAUAAAGGUUAUAUUCCCAACCGCUCCAGCCCAGCCGUACACGCCGAUGAUGGGAGAAAUGUCCAAUGUUUGGUUUGAUAGAUAUAAGAUCUCAAUGGACAGCUGUGAAAAUCUUGAAUCUGUUGACUCGAUGUGCCAGAUCCUAACAAAUUUAAUCAAUGAUGAAGUGAAAACUGGAAUAGCAAAAAACAGGAUUCUUUUAGGUGGAUUUUCCAUGGGAGGUGCUAUGGCCAUGCAUUUGGCUUACAGAUUCCACAGGGAUGUGGCUGGAGUGUUUGCUCUUUCUGGUUUUCUCAAUAAAGAUUCCGUGGUUUAUAAGGAAAUUAAAGAAGUGAAGUGUAGACUUCCUGAAUUAUUCCAGUGGCAUGGCAAUGCUGAUACUCUAGUUUUACCUCAAUGGGGUGAAGAAACCAACAAAAUACUAAAAUCCCUUGGUGUGACUACAACAUUCCAUAGUUCUCCAAAUAUGUAUCAUGAGCUAAACCUCAGAGAGCUUCAUCAUUUAAAAGCUUGGAUUUUAAAGCAGCUGCCCACAGAUUUUACAGGUGCCCAAAAGAGCCAAGUCCUCUAAAUAAAUAUUUACUAUCGAUA
Molecule: messenger RNA, 776 nt
Organism: Pelobates fuscus (common spadefoot toad)
Lineage: Eukaryota; Metazoa; Chordata; Amphibia; Anura; Pelobatidae
Gene: LYPLAL1
Product: lysophospholipase like 1
Exons: 5
Coding region: 34-756 (240 amino acids)
Biological process (GO): protein depalmitoylation
Cellular component (GO): cytoplasm
Molecular function (GO): palmitoyl-(protein) hydrolase activity; carboxylic ester hydrolase activity
Source: RefSeq, a predicted model, not a curated record